Messenger RNA from Aureobasidium uvarum, 405 nucleotides. The record is from the annotation of a GenBank genome assembly. Lineage: Eukaryota; Fungi; Ascomycota; Dothideomycetes; Dothideales; Saccotheciaceae.
AUGAGAGGAAACGCUGCUCAAGUCAAGGUCCACUUCAAGGGAAGCGACGACGACUACAUCGUCUUUGUCGACUCUGCCCAGGCCGUCCGUGACUGGAAGGCCGACAAGUCUGUCCCUCUUGCUCAGGUCGUCAGCGGCUGGAAGAUCUUUGUCACCCACAAGUACGUGUCAACACCACCAGCUACCCCGCCAUGCCCGACCACGACUAACCACUUUGCCAUCAAUAGGCAGGGUACCACCGGUAUCCUCGACGGUGCCUCGAACAGCCAGCUUGAGAACGAGUUUGGAACACACAAGGAAGAGGAGGUCGUCAAGCAGAUCCUCGAGAAGGGUGACAUCCUCGAGACUGAGGUAAGCCUAAACCCCUGCCAGCACACGUCACUGCCUGAGAAUAGCAUGUACUGA